Saccostrea echinata is the source of this 2176-nucleotide messenger RNA. RefSeq names its product heat shock protein 70 B2-like. The transcript has a single exon. Lineage: Eukaryota; Metazoa; Mollusca; Bivalvia; Ostreida; Ostreidae. Gene Ontology annotation, molecular function: ATP hydrolysis activity; ATP-dependent protein folding chaperone; heat shock protein binding. The coding region runs from base 167 to 2068 and encodes 633 amino acids. Gene Ontology annotation, biological process: protein refolding; cellular response to unfolded protein. Gene Ontology annotation, cellular component: cytoplasm. The record is from RefSeq and is a predicted model, not a curated record.
UUUCAUCAGUAGUAUAUAAAGGCAAACCCUAACCCAAGAUGUCAGUUAAACGCAGUCUUACACUACAGAAAGAAAAACUGCUACUUUGUUACGAGGAUAAGCAAUCAACAGUAAGUGAUAAUCUGACACAAAUAUUGUACUUUCACUUUAGUGUUUGUAAACAAUCAUGGCUAGUAAAGCCCCAGCAAUCGGCAUUGAUCUCGGAACAACAUAUUCCUGUGUUGGUGUAUUUCAACAUGGAAAGGUGGAGAUUAUUGCCAACGAUCAAGGAAAUAGAACGACGCCCAGUUAUGUGGCAUUCACGGACACGGAGAGACUCAUUGGAGAUGCAGCUAAAAAUCAGGUAGCGCUAAACAGCGGAAAUACGAUUUUUGACGCCAAAAGGCUGAUUGGACGCAAAUUUAAUGAUGACAGUGUGCAAGCCGAUAUGAAACACUGGCCAUUUAAAGUCGUCAAUGAUGGAGGAAAACCAAAGCUUGAGGUAGAAUACAAGAAUGAGAAAAAGCGAUUUACACCUGAGGAAAUCAGUUCCAUGGUGCUGACCAAAAUGAAGGAGACAGCGGAAUCUUACCUCGGACAGCCCGUCAAAGACGCCGUCAUUACAGUCCCAGCUUACUUCAAUAAUGCUCAAAGAGAGGCUACCAAGGAUGCUGGAGUCAUAGCCGGUCUCAAUGUUCUCAGGAUUGUGAACGAACCUACAGCGGCCGCCCUGGCCUAUGGACUUGAUAAAAACCUUUCAGGUGAGAAAAAUGUGCUCAUCUUUGAUUUGGGUGGAGGAACAUUUGAUGUGUCCAUCCUUACCAUAGAUCAGGGUUCCAUGUUUGAAGUUCGCUCAACUGCUGGUGACACACAUCUUGGAGGUGAAGAUUUUGAUAAUCGAAUGGUGAAUCACUUUAUACAGGAAUUUAAGCGCAAGUACAGUAAAGACAUUUCCAACAACCAACGUGCACUUAGACGACUCAGAUCGGCUUGUGAACGUGCCAAGAGGACACUGUCCAGUAGCUCUGAUGCCAGCAUUGAGAUUGAUUCCCUUUUUGAGGGCAUUGACUUUUACAGCAAAAUCACACGAGCAAGAUUUGAGGACUUGUGUUCAGAUUUGUUCCGUUCUACCCUGGAGCCGGUAGAAAAAGCUCUAAGAGAUGCUAAGAUGGACAAAUCCAAAAUCCACGAUGUGGUACUGGUAGGCGGAUCGACAAGAAUUCCCAAGAUCCAAACACUGCUACAAGAUUUCAUGGGAGGCAAAGAACUUAAUAAAUCCAUCAACCCAGACGAAGCUGUGGCUUAUGGUGCUGCUAUUCAGGCUGCCAUUUUAAAGGGAGACACAAGUGAAGCCAUCAAAGACGUUCUCCUGGUAGAUGUCACUCCACUUUCUUUGGGCAUUGAAACUGCUGGAGGAGUCAUGACCAAAAUUAUUGAAAGAAAUGCCAAAAUUCCCUGCAAGGCAUCAAAGACAUUCACUACAUAUGCUGAUAACCAGCCAGGAGUGUCCAUUCAGGUAUUUGAAGGUGAACGAGCUAUGACCAAAGACAAUAACAAACUGGGUAAAUUCGAACUAAACGGAAUCCCACCAGCUCCCCGUGGUGUUCCACAGAUUGAGGUGGAGUUCAAUUUAGAUGCCAACGGAAUCUUAAAUGUAUCAGCUAAAGACAUGAGUACGGGCAAGUCCAACAAAAUCACCAUUACCAACGACAAAGGUCGCCUGAGUAAGGCUGACAUAGAUAGAAUGGUAAAUGAAGCCGAAAAAUACAAAGAUGAAGACGAGAAACAACGACAAAGAAUAUCAGCUAGGAAUCAACUAGAGUCAUAUGUGUUCUCUGUCAAACAGACAACAGAGGAACAUGGAGACAAACUCCCGUCUGAAGACAAAGACACUGUGACCAGAGUUUGUAGUGAAACGCUAUCAUGGUUAGAUGGUAACGCCCUAGCAGAUACUGAUGAGUUCGAAUUCAAACUAAAGGAAGUUCAAAAAGUAUGCUCUCCCAUCAUGGCCAAACUUCAUGGAGGAAAUCCAAACCAGUCUGGUGCUAGUCAGGCUAAUGGUGGUCCUACAGUAGAGGAGAUGGACUAGAUAUGUGAUCACCAAAUCUGAUUUUUAGUUGAUCUCUUUAUUUAUGCUACUGUCGGUUUCUAAAGUCUUUUUUCAUGCAUCAUGUAUAUACGUAGAACAUUAAAGAUA